Messenger RNA from Aegilops tauschii subsp. strangulata, 927 nucleotides. Its product is annotated as putative protein Brevis radix-like 5. The record is from RefSeq and is a predicted model, not a curated record. Lineage: Eukaryota; Viridiplantae; Streptophyta; Magnoliopsida; Poales; Poaceae.
AUGCACGUGUGCUUCCGUGGCGGCGCCGGCGACAGCAGGGCCGCCAGGUCCAUCAGGGGCUUGGCCAAGAACAUGAAGGCCAUGUCUCUCAAGGCGAAGGCGGCCGGGGGCGUCGGUCAUGCGCGGCGGAGGCAGCGGAGGGAGGCAGACCCCCGCGAGCGCUACAAGGAUGGUUCGGGACCGACGUCGGCCAAGAUCGCGCCGGCGCAGCUGCAGGACGAUCGCCGCCAUGAUCAUCUGCUGCACACGGAGGAGGACUGCGACAAGGGCUGCUCUCCUUCGCUGGACGCCGACGACGAUGCGGCUGAGAAGGGCGACGACGGUGCCGAGGAGUGGGUGGCGGAGCCGGAACCGGGCGUGCUGAUGACGCUGGCGCCGCGCCCCGACGGCACCAACCGCCUCCGGAAGGUGCGGUUCAGGGACGAGCUGUUCGACGACUGGGCGGCGCAGAGCUGGUGGGCCGACAACCACGACCGCAUCGUCGAGCUCUACAGCCUUGUCAACCAGGCCGACGGCGGUGGCAACGACGACACACCUGUCACCCCAUGCCAGUCCGAAUCCGACGAAGAAGAACCGCUGCCGGAUGAUGCGAUGGCGGCCGGCGAGCCGUCCAGCGGGAGCAGGUCGAGCGGCACGGCGGGGUCGCCGAUACUGGGCCUGGUCACCGCGCCCGACACCCUCAGAGGAUGCAAAACGCCACCAGCAGAGGAGGAGGGCGACAUCAGCGACCACCAGCAGAGGAACACGCCGUGGACGGAGUGGGUCGAGGAGUACGAGCCCGGCGUGUUCAUCACCGUCCGGGCAUACCCCGACCACCCCCUACAGCUCCGGCACGUCGAACUCAGCCGUGAGAAGUUCGGCGAGGUAAAGGCGAGGGUGUGGUGGCAGGAGAACAAGGACAGGCUGCGCAGCUUCUACUCCUUCUGA